Messenger RNA from Pundamilia nyererei, 16094 nucleotides. It is a transcript of the gene ubr4, whose product is annotated as ubiquitin protein ligase E3 component n-recognin 4. The transcript is spliced from 98 exons. The coding region runs from base 37 to 14673 and encodes 4878 amino acids. NCBI's taxonomy places the organism in Eukaryota, Metazoa, Chordata, Actinopteri, Cichliformes, Cichlidae. Gene Ontology annotation, molecular function: zinc ion binding; protein binding; ubiquitin-protein transferase activity. Gene Ontology annotation, biological process: ubiquitin-dependent protein catabolic process. The record is from RefSeq and is a predicted model, not a curated record. Gene Ontology annotation, cellular component: centrosome; cytosol; membrane.
CUUCCAGUAACUAGUUUUUUCUGUUAGGAUUUCAAGAUGGCGUCGAGCGGAGGAGAUGGGGAACACGAAUGGACAGCGGCAGUUCGGCCGCUUUUAUCAGCUUCGUACACUGCUUUUGAGACGAAGGAGCUACCUCAGCUUAUUGGGUCUAUAAUCAACAGUGAAUCAGACAUUCUUCACCACGACAAGCAGUAUGAACCUUUCUACUCAUCAUUCGUGGCACUCUCAGCACAUUACAUCACCACAGUAUGUGGACAAAUACCAAGAAAUCAAUUGCUGUCAGUUGCUGCAGCGUGCAAAGUAUUGAUCGAAUUCUCAUUGCUGCGCUUGGAGAACCCUGAUGAGGCAUGUGCAGUUUCACAGAAACACCUGAUCCUUUUAAUAAAGGGACUGUGCACUGGCUGCAGCAGACUAGAUCGCACAGAAAUCAUUACUUUCACUGCAAUGAUGAAAUCUGCCAAGUUGCCUCAAACCGUCAAGACACUUUCAGAUGUGGAAGAUCAGAAGGAGUUACCCAGUGCUGUGAACCCAGAGCUUCGACAAAAAGAAGUACAAAUGAACUUCUUUAAUCAGCUGACAUCAGUUUUUAACCCUGACCUUACCACCAUCUUGGCCUCUCCAUCAGCAGCACACAUGCAGGCUGAAAGUGAUUGCGAUGAACAAAAUACAGAUCAAGCUGUUCAGACCAAAAUGAAAAAUGCCUUUGUGUCCCAGAAUGUGUCAAGCUUACAGGAACUAGGUGGGUCUGAGAAGUUGUUACGAGUGUGCCUCAACCUGCCCUACUUUCUACGCUACAUCAACCGCUUCCAGGAUGCUGUAUCAGCCAACUCAUUCUUUAUCAUGCCAGCCACAGUGGCUGAUGCCACUGCUGUUCGCAACGGAUUUCACUCACUGGUGAUAGAUGUGACCAUGGCUUUGGACACACUUUCCUUGCCUGUACUGGAGCCCUUGACACCAGGACGACUACUGGAUAUGACUGUGCUGGCUCUAAGCUGUCUCUAUGCUGGUGUAAGUGUGGCCACUUGCAUGGCCAUUCUACAGGUGGGUAGUGGCUUGCAACUUCGCUCUGCCUCCACUGGUACCAAAGAAGAGGACUAUGAAAAUGAUGCAGCCACAAUUGUCCAGAAAUGUCUGGAGAUUUAUGAAAUGAUCGGACAAGCCAUCAGCAACUCUCGCAGAGCUGGAGGAGAGCAUUAUCAGAACUUCCAACUGCUUGGAGCCUGGUGCCUCUUAAACAGCCUGUAUCUGAUUCUUAACCUGAGCCCGACAGCGUUGGCAGAUAAAGGAAAAGAGAAGGAUCCCCUGGCUGCUUUGCGUGUCCGUGAUAUUGCAAGUCGCACCAAGGAUGGCGCAGGGUCACCUAAACUUGGUCCUGGCAAAGGACACCAAGGCUUUGGGGUUUUGUCUGUUAUCCUGGCCAACCAUGCAAUCAAACUUUUGACUUCACUUUUCCAGGAUCUGCAGGUUGAAGCUCUGCACAGAGGUUGGGCAAGUGAUGGACCACCGGCUGAGCUCAACAUCAUGGCACAGAGCACUUCCAGCCAGAGGGUUCAAAGACUCAUUGACUCUGUUCCCUUGACAAAUCUGCUCUUCACACUUCUCUCCACCUCCUACAAAAAGGCUUGUGUUCUCCAGCGUCAGAGAAAGGGCUCAGUCAGCAGUGAUGCCAGUGCUUCUACAGAUUCAAACACCUACUAUGAGGAUGAUUUCAGCAGUACAGAGGAGGACAGCAGCCAGGAUGAUGACAGUGAACCUAUCCUGGGGCUUUGGUUUGAAGAGACAAUUUCACCAAGCAAGGACAAAGUGGCUCCUCCACCCCCUCCCCCUCCACCACCUUUGGAGACUUCUCCCAGACUGAAGAGCCCCAGCAAGCAAAAUCCAAGCGAGAACGGCAACAUUUUAGCUGGCCGUAAAGAUCCCGAACUGUUCCUCAGCUUAGCAUCCAGUAUUCUGAAUUUCAUCACCACCUCGAUGCUAAAAUCCAGGAACAACUUUAUCCGUAACUACCUGAGUGUGUCUCUCACAGAACAACACAUGGCUACGCUUGCCAGUAUCAUCAAAGAUGUGGACAAGGAUAUCAAAGGGUCUUCAGAUGAAGUCUUUUCUUUAGCACUGUAUCACUUCAACCACACCCUAGUGACCUCAGAUCUUCCCUCCCCAGCAUUGCAGAGCACCCUUUUACAGCAAUUAGGUGUUGCACCCUUUUCGGAGGGUCCAUGGCCUCUGUACAUUCACCCUCAAUCAUUAUCAGUGCUCUCCAGACUUCUCCUCAUAUGGCAGCACAAAGCUACUCUGCAGGGAGAACCGGAUGUUCCUGAGUGUAUGAAAGUUUGGGAAAGAUUUUUGGGAACCUUAAAGCAACACGCCAUCCAGGGUUCUAUUCAUGGCGAAGAUGACCUUAAUGUGGAACACCUCCAGCUGCUGCUGCUCCUUUUCCACAAUCUGUCAGAGCGUGGUCGUCGAUCAGUCCUCACCUUAGUCACACAGGCUAUUACAGAGGUGGCACAGAGCAGAGACUCCCAGCUGAAAGCUGUGCCCCUCAAUUUGGCCCGCCUGUUGCUGGUUUUUGACUACCUGCUGCGCCACUACUCCAAGGCUCCUUUAUAUCUUUUUGAACAGGUGCAGUACAACCUUCUUACCCCACCAUCUACUGGGGCAAGUUCUGUUCAGGAAGGUGGAAAACGCAGCAACAUCCCACUUUACUAUGGAUUCAAAGAGGUGGAGGAGAACUGGGCUAAACACUGUUCGACAGAUUCCAAUGUCCAGCCCAAGUUCUACUGCGUUCUGUCUCCUGAGGUGUCUGAAGAUGAUAUCAGCAGACUAGAUAGCAAGGUCUUUCCAAAGCUUUUUAAUGGAGCAGUGAAAUAUGAUGAGCUGUAUAUAUGGCUCAUCUCACUCCUGGCUGCAGGCUCUCAGUUUGACACAGCAAGAAGACAAGAGAACAAGUCCAUCACUCCUAUGGAGGCCUGCUCCCUUCAGUACUACUUCCUGAUACUGUGGAGGAUCCUUGGCGUUUUACCACCUUCCAAAGGCUUCAUGGAGCAGCUAAAGACUGGCUGCAGUGACCCCAGUGAGAGCGACAUCCUACACACACUGCGAUGGUCAUCACGUCUCCGCGUAGCUACGUAUGUAAACUGGAUCAAGGAACACUUGGUAAAGCAAGGAAUGAAAACAGACCAAGCUGCUUCUCUGGUUGAGGUGACUGCUGCUAAAUGCAGCACUGUGAAAUACGAUGUGGAGCUAGCAGAAGAGUACAUUGCCAGACAGAUUUCCACAUUCUCAAGUGUAGACCCACAUGUCAUCCUACCACUUCAUCAGUUGCCCUCUCUACAAGCCAUCUAUACGCUGGAUGCAGUCAUCUCUAAAAUUCAGGUUUCUUUAGAUGAGCAUUUGUCCAAGGUUGCCAUUGAGGCUGACACCCACAAAUCCUCUGAGAUCGCAAAAAAUCUGCUGCCUGCCACACUACAGCUCACUGACAUUUACUCAGCUUUCACAAGAUCUUACCUAUUAAUGAACAUCCCAGAGGAAGGGGAGAACAAACUGACCGAUGCCAAGCUCCAAGGUUAUGCUGCAGUUCUGGCCAUAGGUUCCACCCGAUGCAAGGCCAACAUACUUGGUCAUAAUAUUAUGCAGAACUUGCCAACAGCUGUGCAGACAGUUUGUGAGUCUUGGAAUGGUGUCCACACCACUGAAUUUCCCAACAUUGGCUCAUGGCGCAAUGCAUUUGCAAAUGAUACCAUUCCAUCAGAGAGCUACAUCAGUGCCAUCCAAGCAGCUCACCUGGGCACACUGAGUUGUCAGUCCUUGCCUCUGGCGUCUUCUCUUAAACACAUCCUUCUCUCACUGGUUCGCCUGAUUGGAGACCUCAUUGUUACUGAGGAGCUGAACCCCUCACAGGUUGUGAGCACCCUGCUGCCUCUGCUCUUGGAGAGCAGCACAGAGAGUGUAGCUGAGAUCAGCACCACUUCACUGGAGCGCAUCCUUGGCCCAUCAGAGUCUGAGGCCUUUCUAGCCCGCAUCUACGAGCGUUUGGUGACCGGAUGUUACAACAUUAUUGCCAAUCACUCAGAUCCCAACAGUGGUUUGGAUGAGUCCAUCCUUGAGGAAUGCCUUCAGUACCUUGAAAAACAACUUGAAAGCAGUCAGGUCCGAAAGGCAAUGGAAGAAUUCUUUUCAUUCAGUGGUGAGCUUGUCCAAAUUAUGAUGGCAACGGCCAAUGAAAACCUGUCUCCAAAGUUUUGUAACAGAGUGCUGAAAUUCUUCACCAAGCUUUUCCAGCUCACGGAGAAGAACCCAAACCCAAGCCUGUUAGGCCUGUGUGGCUCUUUGGCCCAGCUGGCCUGUGUGGAGCCCUCUCGUCUGCAGUCCUGGCUGACACGUAUGACUGCUACCCCACCAAAGGACUCAGAACAACUGGAAAUUGUGCAAGAAAACAGACAGCUUCUGCAGCUGCUAACCACUCAUAUUGUGCGUGACAAUAGCCAGGUGGGCGAAGGAGUGUGCACUGUACUCCUCAGCACACUUAUUCCCAUGGCAACAGACAUGCUGGCCAAUGGUGAUGGAACAGGUUUUCCUGAGCUCAUGGUCAUCAUGGCCACACUUGCCAGUGCGGGACAGGGUGCAGGCCACCUCCAGCUGCACAGGGCAGCUAUAGACUGGCUGACUAGAUGCAAAAAGUAUUUAACACAGAAGAAUGUCGUGGAAAAAGUGAGCACAAACUUGUCUCAUGGAAAGCAUGCCAGCAUGCUGGAAUGCUCAUGUCACAUCAUCUCCUAUCUAGCUGAUGUGAUGAACGCUUUGCGUCAAAGCAGCGGUCAAGGCAACUCAGCAGUGCUGAUGGAGGGAGAGGAAAAGGCCAUGGAAGUAGACUCAGACUGGGUGGAGGAACUUGUAGUAGAGGAGGAUGAUUCCCAGGCAGAGGACUCUGAUGAAGACUCACUUUGCAACAAACUUUGCACUUUUACCAUCACUCAGAAGGAAUUCAUGAACCAGCACUGGUACCACUGUCACACCUGUAAGAUGGUGGAUGGGGUAGGUGUGUGCACAGUGUGCGCCAAGGUCUGUCACAAAGACCAUGAGAUCUCCUAUGCCAAAUAUGGCUCUUUCUUCUGUGACUGCGGUGCCAAAGAGGAUGGCAGCUGCCAGGCCCUGGUCAAACGCAGUCCCAGCAGCGGCAUGGGCUCUACUCUUAAAGAGUCUUCAGCUUUCCAGAGUGAGCUGCGUAUUCCUGAGAGUGCUAUUCGCCACCAAAAUUCCUCACCGUCUGACAAGGGCAAGGUCACCAUCUGUGAUGGCAAAUCCAGUGAUGAAGACAGACCUAAGAAGAGCAGCGUGUGCAAGAGCAUUGAAGGCUGUCAAGAAGAGCUGCUAGCACAAGUGAUGGGGUCAUCUACUGCUGCAGUCAUACUGGAAAUGCUCAUGUUUCUCAUGGAAGCUAUCCAGACCAACUUCCAGCAAGCAUCAGCAGUGGGAAGCAGCAGCCGGGCACAGCAAGCCCUCAAUGAACUGCAUACUCAGGACAAAAUUGUGGAGAUGACGGACCAGUUAAUGGUCCCCACACUUGGCUCCCAGGAAGGAGCUUUUGAGAAUGUGCGAAUGAACUACAGCGGUGACCAGGGGCAAACUAUACGCCAGCUCAUCAGUGCACAUGUCCUGCGCCGUGUUGCCAUGUGUGUUCUGUCUUCGCCCCAUGGACGGCGUCAGCACCUGGCAGUCAGCCAUGAAAAGGGGAAGAUAACAGUCCUUCAGCUGUCUACUCUCCUGAAACAAGCUGACUCAAGCAAAAGGAAGUUGACACUGACCCGUUUGGCUUCAGCCCCAGUCCCAUUCACUGUCCUUAGUCUUACAGGAAACCCCUGUAAUGAAGACUACCUGGCUGUGUGUGGCCUUAAGGACUGCCAUGUACUAACUUUCAGCAGCACAGGUUCUGUGUCUGACCACCUGGUGUUGCAUCCACAACUGGCCACUGGCAACUUUAUCAUCAAAGCUAUCUGGUUACCAGGCUCACAGACUGAACUUGCCAUCAUCACUGCUGACUUUGUCAAGAUCUAUGACUUGUCAGUGGAUGCCCUGAGUCCAAUGUACUAUUUCCUGCUCCCAAGUUCCAAGAUUCGUGAUGCUACAUUCCUUUUCAAUGAAGAGGGGAAGAACAUUAUUGUCAUCAUGUCAUCAGCAGGUUACAUGUACACCCAGGUCAUGGAUGAAUCUAGCAGUGCUCAGCAUGGCCCUUUUUAUGUUACAAAUGUAUUGGAGAUAACCCACGAAGACUUGAAGGAUAGCAAUGGACAGGUAGCUGGCGGUGGUGUUUCUGUCUAUUACUCCCAUGUCCUUCAGAUGCUUUUCUUCAGCUACAGCCAGGGGAAGUCAUUCGCUGCCACAGUGAGCCGCAGCACAACUGAUGUGCAGAGGCUCUUUGCCAUCAAUGUGAAAGGCUCCAAUGGUGGCAGCAGUAAGAUGUCUCCUGCACUGUGCCAGUGGUCUGAGGUCAUGAACCAUCCAGGCCUUGUGUGCUGUGUGCAACAGACAACAGGCAUACCUCUGGUUAUCAUGGUCAAACCUGACACCUUCCUCAUCCAAGAGAUUAAAACCCUGCCAGCCAAAGCUAAGAUUCAAGAUAUGGUAGCUAUCCGACACACUGCCAGUAAUGAGCAGCAGCGCACUACCAUGAUUCUUCUAUGUGAGGAUGGCAGCUUGCGAAUCUACAUGGCAAAUGUGGACAACACCUCCUACUGGCUCCAGCCCUCAUUGCAGCCCAGCUGUGGCAUAAGCAUCAUGAAGCCAGUCCGCAAGCGCAAGGCCGCUGCUGCCACCACCCGGACUUCCAGUCAGGUGACAUUCCCAGUGGAUUUCUUUGAACACAACCAGCAACUGACAGAGGUGGAGUUUGGGGGUAAUGACUUGCUGCAGGUCUACAACGGACAGCAGAUCAAACACAGGCUCAACUCCACAGGGAUGUAUGUGGCCAACACAAAGCCUGGAGGGUUCACUGUAGAGGCAGUAAACAACAACAGCUCAAUGGUGAUGACAGGCAUGCGGGUUCAGGUGGGCACCCAAGCCAUUGAAAGGGCUCCUUCUUAUGUGGAGGUCUUUGGACGCACCAUGCAGAUAAAUCUGACAAGAGCUCGCUGGUUUGACUUCCCCUUCACGAGAGAGGAGGCCCUGCAGGCUGACAAGAAGCUGUCUAUAUUUAUUGGAGCAUCUGUUGACCCAGCUGGAGUCACCAUGCUUGAUUCAAUUAAGAUCUAUGGAAAAACCAAGGAGCAGUUUGGCUGGCCUGAGGAUCCACCAGAAGACUUCUCAUCUGCCUCAGUUAACAAUGUCUGCAGUCCCAGCCUCAACCAGGGCAAUGGGACCUCUGAUGGAGACAUAGCCACCCCAACAACAACUAGUGGCACUGUAUUGGAGAGGUUGGUGGUCAGCUCCCUUGAAGCUUUGGAAAGCUGUUUUGCAGUUGGUUCAUCCAGUGAAAAGGAGAAAAACAAGGCUGCAGCACUGGAGUUGGCAACUUUACUUCUGUCGAUGCCAACACCUGUAGGUGUGCAGCAGCAGACAAAGGGGCUUCUUGCCAGUCUGCACACAAGCCGUACUGCCUACCACAAUCACAAGGACCAGUCCUUGCUGAGCAAUGCUGUGCAGUGUCUGAAUAGUUGCAGCCGGGAAGGGAAAGAGCUAGACCCUGAUGUCUUCCAAAGACUUGUAAUCACUGCCCGCUCCAUUGCGAUCAUGAGACCCAACAACUUGGUGCAUUUCACAGAAACAAAAUCAUUGCACCAUGACUCGGAGGUGACAGAGGAUGGGCAAAAGCAUGUGGAUAGUGAGAACUGUAAUUUUAUUGCACAACUGAUGAAUAACUUCUGGAAGCUUCAUGCCCUAAAACCAAAGAAUGCCUUUCUUGCUCCUGCUUGCUUGCCUGGUCUAACUCAUGUGGAAGCAACAGUAAAUGCCUUGGUAGACAUCAUCCAUGCAUACUGCACAUGUGAGCUGGAUUACAUCAAUGUAGCCUCCAAAAUCUACAUGCAGAUGUUACUGUGUCCUGACACUGCUGUCAGCUUUUCUUGCAAGCAGGCUCUGAUCAGAGUGCUUAGACCAAGAAACAAGCGACGCCAUGUGACCCUUCCAUCUCCCCCACGUUCCAACACACCUAUGGGAGACAAGGAUGAUGAUGACGACGACGAUGCAGAUGACAAAAUGCAGUCAUCAGUGUUGACUGGUGGAGAAGAGGGUCGACAGGAGAGCCAAGAACAAAAUGAAGUGGACCAUGGCGACUUUGAGAUGGUGUCAGAGUCUAUGGUCCUGGAGACAGCAGAAAAUGUCAACAAUGGAAAUCCAUCUCCCCUCGAGGCUCUGCUUGCUGGAGCUGAAGGUUUCCCCCCCAUGCUUGACAUACCUCCUGAUGCAGAUGAUGAAACCAUGGUAGAGUUGGCAAUUGCUCUAAGCCUGCAGCAGGAUCAACAGGGCAGUAGCAGCAGUGCUCUUGGGCUUCAGAGUCUAGGCCUGUCUGGCCAGGCCCCAAGCUCCUCUUCACUUGAUGCUGGCACCCUGUCAGACACCACUGCAUCAGCCCCGGCAUCAGAUGAUGAGGGCAGCACAGCUGCUACUGAUGGUUCCACAUUGCGGACCUCCCCAGCUGAGCACGGCGGCAGCGUGGGCUCAGAGAGUGGAGGUUCUGCUAUCGACUCUGUAGCAGGGGAGCACAGUGUGUCAGGUCGCAGCAGUGCAUAUGGAGACACAACAGCGGAAGGCCACCCCGCUGGUCCAGGCAGCGUGAGUUCCAGCACUGGAGCCAUUAGUACCACCACAGCCCAGCAGGAAUGUGAAGGCUCAGAAGGUGAAGGAGAGACUGAAGGAGACAUUCAUACAAGCAACAGGUUGCACAUGGUUCGUCUUAUGCUACUGGAGCGUUUGCUUCAGCACCUUUCUCAGCUCCACAAUGUAGGUGGAGUCCAAGCUAUCCCUUACAUGCAAGUUAUCCUCAUGUUGACCUCUGACCUUGACGGUGAGGAUGAAAAGGAUAAAGGUGCUUUGGAUGACCUGCUUGCACAGCUCAUUGCCGAGCUUGGCAUGCACAAGAAGGAUGUUUCCAAGAAGAAUGAGCGUAGUUCCAUAAAUGAAGUUCAUUUGGUCAUCAUGAGGCUGCUUAGUGUCUUCAUGUCUCGAACAAAGUCUGGAUCCAAAUCUUCCUCUGAGUCAUCCUCCCUCAUUUCCAAUGCCACAGCAACCGCCUUGCUCAGCCUGGGUUCUAUUGACUACUGCCUCCAAGUGCUCAAGUCACUCCUGGAGUUUUGGAAGAGCCAACAGGGUGAAGAAGAGCCAGUGACUGCCAGCCAGCUCCUCCGCACACACACAGCUUCCUCUCCCCCUGACAUGAGUCCUUUCUUCCUUCGCCAAUAUGUUAAGGGGCAUGCUGCUGAUGUGUUUGAAGCCUACUCCCAGUUGUUGACUGAAAUGGUGCUUCGGCUGCCAUAUCAGAUAAAGAAAAUUGCUGACGCCAACCCACGUAUCCCACCUCCUGUAUUUGAUCAUUCCUGGUUCUACUAUCUAUCUGAAAUGGAACACCUGAAAGCUUGUGCUGAAAUUGCCACUCAAAGGACAAUCAACUGGCAGAAGUUCUGCAUGAAGGAUGACUCUGUCUUGUACUUCUUGCUCCAAGUCAGUUUCUUGGUAGAUGAGGGCGUUUCCCCAGUUUUGCUGCAACUCCUCUCCUGUGCUCUGUGUGGCAGCAAGGUGCUGGCCAGCUCCUCCUCUACUUCAUCCUCAUUCUCAGGCGGAGGGUCUGGUAGUGCUGGACAGACAGGAGCCUCUCAGUCCUCUCAGAGCAAGUCUUCUAGUAAAAAGAGCAAAAAAGAAGACAAAGAGAAAGAAAAAGAUGGGGAUGGUGUUGGUAGCCAGGAGGAUCAGCUUUGUAUGGCUCUGGUCAGUCAGCUUAACAAAUUUGCAGACAAGGAGACGCUCAUUCAGUUCCUACGCUGUUUCUUGCUGGAGUCAAACUCAUCUGCUGUGCGCUGGCAAGCCCACUGCUUGGCGCUGCAUAUCUACAGGAACUCUAGUAAAUCUCAGCAGGAGCUGCUGCUUGAACUGACUUGGGCCAUCUGGCCAGAGCUUCCUGCAUAUGGCCGUAAAGCUGCCCAGUUUGUCGACCUACUUGGUUACUUCUCACUCAAAACCCCUCAAACUGAGAAAAAGCUGAAGGAGUAUUCCCAAAAGGCUGUGGAAAUCCUGAGAGCACAGAACCAUAUCCUGACAAAUCACCCCAACUCCAAUAUAUACAACACACUCUCUGGAUUAGUGGAGUUUGAUGGCUUUUAUCUGGAAAGUGACCCCUGCUUGGUGUGCAACAAUCCAGAAGUUCCCUUCUCCAAUAUAAAACUGUCAUCCAUCAAAGUAGACACCCGCUAUACGACCACACAACAGGUUGUCAAGCUCAUUGGUAGCCACACCAUCAGCAAAGUCACAGUGAAGAUUGGUGACCUCAAACGCACCAAAAUGGUCCGCACCAUCAAUCUCUAUUACAACAACAGGACAGUCCAGGCGAUCGUGGAGCUGAAGAAUAAGCCUGCUCGUUGGCACAAAGCCAAGAAAGUUCAGCUCACCCCGGGACAAACAGAAGUAAAGAUUGACCUUCCCUUACCUAUCGUCGCUUCCAACUUGAUGAUUGAGUUUUCCGAUUUCUACGAGAACUACCAGGCUUCCACUGAGACCCUGCAGUGUCCACGCUGCAGUGCUUCCGUACCGGCCAACCCCGGUGUGUGUGGCAACUGCGGUGAGAAUGUGUAUCAGUGCCACAAGUGCAGGUCUAUCAAUUAUGACGAAAAAGACCCCUUCCUGUGCAACGCCUGUGGUUUCUGCAAAUAUGCCCGAUUUGACUUCAUGCUGUAUGCUAAACCAUGUUGUGCUGUGGAUCCUAUUGAAAAUGAGGAAGACAGGAAAAAGGCUGUGACCAACAUUAACACCCUGUUGGACAAAGCUGACCGGGUCUACCACCAGCUGAUGGGUCACCGGCCUCAGUUGGAGAGUCUCUUGUCUAAAGUCAAUGAGGCAGCACCGGAGAAGCCCCAGGAUGACACUGGAGCAGGAGCAGGACUUGGUGCAUCCUCUGCUAAUGUGAACAGAUACAUUCAGCAACUGGCUCAGGAAUACAGUGGAGAUUGCAAGACCUCAUUUGAUGAACUCUCCAAGAUUAUACAGAAAGUGCUUGCAUCUCGUAAAGAGCUCUUGGAGUAUGACCUACAACAGAGAGAGGCUGCCACCAAGUCAUCUCGGAGCAGCAGUAGCCACCAGCCCACCUUCACCGCCAGUCAGUACCGCGCCCUCUCUGUGCUGGGAUGCGGCCAUACAUCCUCAACCAAGUGUUACGGCUGUGCUUCAGCUGUUACAGGUCACUGCAUCACACUGCUCCGCGCACUGGCCACCAAUCCAGCCCUUCGGCAGAUCCUAGUCCUUCAGGGUCUCAUCCGUGAGCUGUUUGAGUAUAACUUGCGUCGAGGUACAGCAGCCAUGAGGGAGGAGGUGCGCCAGCUGGUCUGUCUCCUCACUAGAGAUCACCCAGAAGCCACUCAGCAGAUGAACGAUCUGAUCAUUGCCAAGGUGUCAGCUGCCCUCAAAGGUCACUGGGCCAAUCCUGAUCUGGUUAGUAAUUUGCAGUAUGAAAUGCUGCUGCUAACGGACUCCAUUUCAAAAGAGGGUGGAUGCUGGGAAUUACGGUUGCGUUGUGCCCUCAGCCUGUUCCUCAUGUCUGUCAACAUAAAGACACCGGUAGUGGUGGAAAACAUCACACUGAUGUGCCUGAGAAUCCUGCAAAAGCUGAUUAAGCCCCCUGCUCCCACUAGCAAGAAGAACAAGGAUGCUGCCAUUGAGUCUCUGACUACAGUCAGGCCCUACAGUAAUGAAAUCCACGCCCAGGCCCAACUCUGGCUCAAAAAAGAUCCCAAAGCAUCUUAUGAGGCCUGGAAAAAGUGUCUUCCAGCAAGAUGUCAGGAAACGAUGUCAAAACCUCAGGGGAAGGCUGAGUUACGGAAACAGUAUCUACUUGAGAAGUAUGUGUGGAAGUGGAAACAGUUCAUGAGGUCUAGAAAAGGAGAAGGCCUUUUCCCGCGCCUGCUUAAACUGAGCCACAACAACUGGCUGCGACAGGUUCUUUUCACACCUGCCACCCAGGCUGCAAGACAGGCAGCUUGCACUAUUGUGGAGGCACUUACCACAAUCCCUAGCCGCAAGCAACAGGUCCUGGACCUGCUCACCAGUUAUCUGGAUGAACUGAGUGUCGCUGGAGAGUGUGCAGUGGAGUAUCUGGGUCUGUACCAGAAGCUGAUUAAGCCAACACACUGGAAGAUUUAUCUGGCUGCCCGGGGAGUCCUGCCCUACAUUGGCAACCUGAUCACCAAGGAAAUAGCCAAUCUGUUGGCUCUAGAGGAGGCUACACUGAGCACAGACUUGCAGCAAGGCUACGCCCUGAAGAGCUUGACUGGUAUGUUAGAAGAGAAUGAGGUGACAGAGUUCUUUGUGACGCUGGAAAAGGAUCCUCAGCAAGAGGACUUUUUGCAGGGUCGCAUGCCAGGAAACCCCUACAGCAGCAACGAGCCCGGCAUCGGUCCUCUGAUGAGGGACAUCAAAAACAAGAUCUGCCAAGACUGCGACCUGGUGGCUCUUCUUGAAGAUGACAGUGGCAUGGAGCUUCUGGUAAACAACAAAAUCAUUAGUUUGGAUUUGUCAGUGGCAGAGGUCUAUAAGAAGGUGUGGUGUCCUACAAAUGAGGCCUUAGUGGCAGAACAAGAGAGUAAGGAUAGUGGUGGAGCCUCUAUAGCAGAGCAAGUCCUGAGCAUCAUGGAGAUCAUUCUGGAUGAGGCCAAUGCUGAGAUUUCAGAGGACAAGGGUAACCUUCUCCUUACAGGAGACAAGGAUCAGCUUGUCAUGUUGUUAGACCAGAUCAACACCCUGUUUGUGCGCUCCAACCCCAGCGUGCUCCAGGGUCUUCUGCGCAUUAUUCCAUACCUGUCUUUUGGCGAACUAGAGAAGAUGAGGAUUCUGGUGGAACGCUUCAAACCGUGUUGCAACUUUGACAAGUACGACGAGGAGCAUAGUGCUGAUGACAAAGUGUUUUUGGACUGCUUCUGUAAAAUCGCUGCUGGAAUCAAAAAUAACAGCAACGGCCAUCAACUGAAAGAUCUUAUUCUGCAAAUAGGAAUCACACAGAGUGCACUGGACUACAUGAAGAAGCAUAUCCCAAAUGCCAAAAAUCUGGAUGCGGAUGUUUGGAAGAAAUUCCUCUCUAGACCUGCUCUACCCUUUAUUCUCAGACUUCUCCGUGGUUUGGCUACCCAGCAUCCCCCCACACAGGUGCUCAUAGGCACAGAUUCGAUAACAAACUUGCACAAGCUGGAGCAGGUAUCCAGUGAUGAAGGCAUAGGAACUCUAGCAGAGAACCUUCUAGAGGCUCUGAGGGAACACAGUGACGUCAACUUGAAGAUUGAAGCAGCCCGCAGAGAAACCAGAGCUGAGAAAAAGCGUAUGGCUAUGGCUAUGAGGCAGAAGGCUCUGGGAACUCUUGGCAUGACGACCAAUGAAAAGGGGCAGGUGGUGACAAAGACUUCACUCUUGAAGCAAAUGGAAGAGCUGAUAGAGGAACCAGGCUUGACCUGCUGUAUCUGUAGAGAAGGUUACAAGUUCCAGCCAACCAAAGUCCUGGGUAUUUACACUUUCACAAAGCGUGUAGCCUUGGAGGAAUUUGAAAACAAGCCUCGCAAGCAGCAGGGUUACAGCACUGUGUCGCACUUUAACAUAGUCCACUAUGACUGCCAUCUGGCAGCAGUCAGGCUGGCUCGUGGGCGAGAGGAAUGGGACAGUGCUGCUCUCCAGAAUGCUAACACCAAGUGCAAUGGUCUGCUUCCUGUGUGGGGGCCACAUGUGCCAGAAUCAGCUUUUGCUACAUGCCUAGCAAGGCACAACACAUAUCUUCAGGAGUGCACAGGCCAGCGAGAGCCCACAUACCAACUCAACAUCCACGAUACCAAACUGCUGUUCCUCCGCUUUGCUACUGAGCAGUCAUUCAGCGUGGACACAGGAGGUGGAGGUCGGGAGAGCAACAUCCACCUCAUCCCCUAUAUCAUCCACACUGUUCUCUAUGUCCUCAACACUACAAGGGCUACGUCCCGAGAGGAGAAGAACCUGCAGAGUUUCCAGGAGCAACCAUGUGAGAAAUGGGUUGAAAGCUCAUAUGAAGUUGAAGGGCCCCACUAUUACACCAUCCUGGCCAUGCACAUCAUGCCACCCGAACGGUGGAGAAGUUCUCGUCUGUACUUCCUGCGGAGACUUCUGGGCACUGCGCAUGCCCGUAAAGUCUCGGCAGCCUGUGCAAACAAGCUCACAGAUAAAACACCAAAGGAAUAUGCAGUGUAUCGCUCACCUCUUCUUUUCUGGGGCCUGGUGGACCUGGUCUACGACAUGUUCAGGAAGGUACCAACCAGCAACACAGAGGGCGGCUGGUCCUUCUCACUGGCAGAAUAUGUCCGUCACAAUGACAUGCCCAUCUAUGAGGCCUCCGAGCGUGUGCUCAGGGCUUUCCAGGAUGAACUCAUGCCCGCUGAAUCCCUGUCAGAGUUCUUUGAUGUUGUAGGUCUCCUCUCUGAAAUUCCAGACCCGGACCUCUUCCUGCAGGAUUUGUUGAACUCUUUGCCCUAAUGGCCAACCUCAAACCACAACCCCUCAAACACAAAACGCCCCCGCAAUUAUCAUCUGGACACCUACCAGCUGAACAAAAAUUUACUUUUUACACACUGAUAUUCACACAGUGUAUACACCACGCUUCCUACUUAACUCCCACUCCCAUAUGACAUCUUCAAAUGAUCUUUAAGCAGAAACUAUGUGUAGUUUAAAAAAAAACAAAGAAAAAGAGAAAAGAUCCAUCUCUGUAAAGUUUAACACAGAAACACCGUGCUGUCAAAGGUUGGGGAGGGCACACAAAACAGAAUUUACACUUUGAUUCAAACUCUUUCAGACUAGAGUUGAGAUCACAACUGGUUUUGUUUCAGGAAGCUUGAGGGAAAAAUGAAGCAGGGCUCUGCCGACCACCCAGCCACAACCAUUCACAUCUGUCACCAUCAAGGCAUCUGUCUCUUUAUGAUGCCAUAGAUGAUCAAAAAAAGGCCAGCUGAAUUUAAUGAUUCAUGUGAAAAGAAGAAAUAAUAGUUUUUUUUGUUGAUGGGAACAGCCUACGAAUUCUGUUUUGUUGUGAUCCUAUCUUUUGGCUUUAAACUCCUCCCCCUCUCUUUGGGGUACAAUAACUAAAAUGUUUUGGGUAUUUGACCCACCACCUAUGAAGAGCGGCAUUUGAUUUUAACUCCUUUUCCUUUGUUUUGUUUUUUUUCUUUCCAUUUUUGUUGUGCUUUAAGUUUUUUUUUUUGGUAAGGGUUUUUUAAAAUGGCAGAAGGUUUCACUGUCACAUGGUUGCAAGCUAACCUGUCCUUUUCUUCUGGGCUUUUUGCUGUUUGAUCUUCAUGUAGAGUCUAACUGGAAUUUGAGUGACGGACAGGGAAACAAAAAAGCAGUUUGGUUUUAUUUUUUUCUUGUAUCGACCUUGGAAGCAAAGAGGGGGAAAGAACAAUGAAGUGUUUUAUUUUCUUCCACAAAGCUAUGCCUUGGUGAUGAAGUAAACUUUGGAUUGAUGAAAACAUUUCCAUCUGUUGCAAUGAAACACCAGACUUGUCUAAAUGAAUAAUAAACAUAGACCUACAUUAUAUCCUUUACACUUUUUCUCUUUUGACUAAUUAUUUUGACUUUUUUUUUUUUUCCCUCUUGAGCCUCUCUGCACUCUUUAAUUUAGGUUUUGGUUUUCCUCAAAAUUUCUGGAAACACACACGUCAGUUUCCAGAACAGAUUUCUGGAAAGCAAAGUCUCACUUUUACCCUCAACAGUUGAGCAAACUUUGAACUUACAGUUAUUACAGAACCCUUGUACUCAAGAGUUGAAUGCAUGGUGUGGAGUUCACCCAGUUUCUCGUCAAUUCACCUAUUCCCGCUGCUAUACGAUGUUUAACUGUUGCUGAAUGUCUGCUUUUUGAAUUUAGCCUAUGAUUAAUAAAGCCGUAAUAAUUCCAAAUCUGA